Molecule: messenger RNA, 864 nt
Organism: Colletotrichum truncatum
Lineage: Eukaryota; Fungi; Ascomycota; Sordariomycetes; Glomerellales; Glomerellaceae
Source: RefSeq, a predicted model, not a curated record
AUGAACGCCUUCCCGCGCCUCCCGUGGCGCCAGUCGGCGCAGAAAUGGAGCUGCUUCUUCUGCCAGCACGCUCGCCCUUCCCCGCGAACCCCCCGAUUGCCUGUCGCAGCUCCUCGGCGCGCCGCAUCCACAACUCCCUCGCCGAAGCAGACCGGACCUAACUUCGGUGCCGCACCCUCAAUGGAGCAGGUGCAUGCGCACUACAGGAAGAAGAACGCUACGACGGCGUACUAUACCCUCAGUGUCAUCCUGGGCACUGUGGCAUUGUCUUACGGCUCCGUCCCUUUGUAUAAGAUGGUGCGCUCACUCCCCAUGUCUCCGGCUUCGACACUUGAAAACAAAACUGUGAUCUGCCAAACUACAGGCUGGGGCGGCCAGCCCAUUCGCGCCCACGGUCCCGACGUAGACUACAGCGAAGACGGUCUCGCCUCUCGUCUGGUCCCAGUGACCUCGGCAAAGCGCAUUCGUGUUACCUUCAGCUCCUCUGUCUCGGACGUUCUCCCCUGGAAAUUCACCCCUCAACAACGUGAAGUGCGUGUGCUCCCUGGCGAGACGGCGUUGGCGUUUUACACGGCGACCAACACUUCUGAUACGGACAUCAUCGGCGUUGCAACUUACAGCGUCACGCCCGGCCAGGUGGCGCCAUACUUUAGCAAGAUUCAAUGCUUCUGCUUCGAGGAGCAAAGACUGAAUGCGGGCGAGACGGUUGAUAUGCCGGUCUUUUUCUACCUGGAUCCCGAUAUUGUCAACGAUGUCAACAUGCGCGGCAUCGAGACCGUGACGUUGAACUAUACCUUCUUCAAGGCCAAGUAUGACGACAAUGGCAAGUUUAAGCCGCCUGUGCCGCUCGACCACACCAAAUAA